CCUCAGGGUCAGCAACUAUCCGUGCAUUCUUCUGGAUUACAUCUGAAUCACUGCACCGCAAGCUAGCAUAACCUCCAAGACGCAUCACACACGACAUGGAUCACUACCACCAGCAAACACACCAUCCCAAGUUCCGCGACACCACCAAUGACACGAGAGUGUACGCAUACCAACACUUUGAUCCGACAGAUACAGCCUCUCACCCAGGCCAUCCAGAGUCCCAGCUUCAUCUCCCCCCAAGCUACAAAAACGCUGUCUUGAACUCGCACACAAUCUCUCCUCCCCCUUCGCUUGCCGUCUGCUCAACCCCACCCUCAAUCCAGGGCCGGGCCAUUGCUAUCCCGGCCACAGGACAUCAAGUCGGAGCGCCCAUCCUGCGUGCCUGGCCGCCAGCCCUGGAGGGUACAGGGCUGUCCAAAAGCGACUUUCUGAACUUUAUCGACCGGCUCAACCGUGUGACAGUCAACAGCCCACCCAUUCAGGUCCUUGGCCUCGUCGGGAACAUUGUAGGCAUGGUGCCACUCGCCACGACCCAGAUCGUGGGCAGUGCCGUGAAUGCCAGCGCCAUGGUGGCUGGCGUGGCGGUCCGCAAGGGUCACACGGAGAUGCUGCUGCGCGAGGCCAACCGUGACAUCUUCAGGCCGUUGGGCCUCUGUGUCAAACUGGCCAAGAUGGAAGCCGUCGCUGCAAUGGCCGGGAUACCCAUCGUCAAUGCGGACGGCAGGGUUGACAGGAAGAGCCAUAUUCUUCCGCCGCUGACCGGUGAUGGCGGUGUUGAUCAAUCCGUUGGCGUUCACCAAAGACGCUUGAUGGCAUUGGAGCCGUACAUAUCUCCGCUGGUACUGGAGGGGCUGCCCGACAUUGAGAAGCCUUCGAAUUUGCUUGCCAAGAUGCACGAGUCUACCAGCGCGCGACAGGCUGUCAAGGAGGAGCAACAGAUGAUGAAGAAAAGGGGGAGGUUGGGGAAAUCGCGGAAUGACAAGGAAGAGAAAGCGUUGCGGAAGUUGAUAUUUUUGGUGGUUGAGCGAGUGAUGUAGGGUGCAAUAACAAUUGAGCCUUGAGCAGCUUGAUGCUGUUGUAG
Molecule: messenger RNA, 1081 nt
Organism: Emericellopsis atlantica
Lineage: Eukaryota; Fungi; Ascomycota; Sordariomycetes; Hypocreales; Bionectriaceae
Exons: 1
Coding region: 96-1037 (313 amino acids)
Source: RefSeq, a predicted model, not a curated record